UAUACUUGCACUCAAUUAAAUCAGUAACAAUAAUUAUAUAGAGACAUAGAGACUAUAAUUAUAGAGAUGAUGAAGAGGGAACCUUAAAGUGUUCGAUCCUUUUACAAUUAUGAAUUGUCUUACAAUAUACAUGCAUGUAAAUUGUCUUUUGAAGAAUUGGUUUCAGGUAUAAUUAUAUACAUUGAGUGUGACUAUACAGUCAAACCCCCAUUCAUAAUCUCAGUGUCGCAGUGCAACAAUAUUAUCUGUUCCUAUAUAUCCAUGGCCAGAACUGGAAACUUUUGCUUUUAGCUGGGCAUGGGAAUACGUUCACUGUAAGCAAGUUAAUUUGAAUAGUGUGAACAGUUGACUGGCCUUUGUGGUUGGUGGAUUUCAUGGCUGCAUAUUUCCAGAUGUGAAAGAACAGUACUAGCUCUCCUGUUCAAGUCUACUGUGACAUGAACCGAACAAGCUGUAGCUGCAACACUACAGGAGGAUGGAUGAGGGUAGCCAACCUCGACAUGACUGACUCCAACCAAAACUGCCCAGAUGGAUUCAGACUGGUGAACAGGACAACACCACCACUGCGUACUUGUGGCAGACCUGGACCAGGAUGUGUGUCUACCACCUAUCCAACUUAUGGAGUGGAGCACUCUCGAGUUUGUGGGAGAGUGAUUGGCUAUCAAGACAUGUCUCCAAAUGCUUUUGCACCGUAUAACCUCAACAGAACUUUGAUAUCUAUUGAUGGUGUUUACGUUGAUGGUGUGAGCCUAACUUAUGGACAGUCACCUCGUCAACACAUCUGGACAUUUGCUAAUGCAAUCGACGAGGUUAAUUUGGGUAUUGUAUAUAGUUGUCCCUGCACAAGACCUGACCUCAACUACACUGGAGCUGCACCUCCUCUCUUCAUCGGUCAAGACUAUUUCUGUGAAACUGGAAGCCGACAAGUCUGGAGCUACAUCUUCUACCCUGAUGAUCCAGUCUGGGACGGUCAGGGAUGUGGGGUUAACAGUACUUGCUGUGAGUUCAACAAUCCACCAUGGUUCUGCAAGCAACUCCCUCAGCCAACUACAGACAAUAUCGAGUUGAGGAUUUGUGGCAAUCAAGACAUUAAUGAUGAAGACACGCCUCUUGAAAUUGUUGAGAUCUUUGUACAGUGAAGAUACUGACUCAGAGAUUCGUGCAGACUAAUUUAAUAUCAUGCAAUCAGUUCUUAUUCGUACGCUUGUCUUUUGUUGUCCUGAGUAGCCUCUUAGUUUUACUGUCAUGCAUGCAUGUAUAAUAUUCUGAGUUACCGUAUAGCAGACUGCUUUCAUGUAAUGUUGUUCAUGGCCCUUACUAUAAUUAUAACUAGCCAUUGCUUGUAUAGAAUCGCAUUAUUAAAACGUAGCUAUAAUUAUGUUUGGAUUUCAACACAAAAACUGUCAUCUUCUUUUUAAGUGCACAUGGUUACAAUUUCUGGCGUGUUCGAGCUGUAUAUGCUGCAUGGAAGCUGCUAUAUAAUUAUGCAUGUAUACUGAUGCACAUCCUUUACAGAAAUGGUUUUACAUUUUACACAGCGACUUAUAAUUAUGUGUGUGAAAGAAGGUGUGAAGCGGCACUCAGCAAAGUAAUGGCUGCAUGGUUCAAUGGGUAUGAGCGACUUCCUAUGGUAUAUUCAGGCGACGACAGUGUCUAUAUCGUGUUAUCACAUAAUAAAUACGGUUUGUUUCAUGUCAAAGUAACACAAAAAAUAGCACCCCCUCAGAUUUCAAACAAAACUUUGCAUAUUCACCUUAUCCAACCAUAACAGCCCCAUAAGUAAUAAUUACGAGCUUUAAAAUUAACCAGCAAGUGCUUGAUCACUGGUUUAAAGUCAGUUUUUGUUUACAUGGUUGCAUUCUGAAAGCAUAUCACCGAAAGCAACUAUAAUUAUAUGCAUAUACACCUUACAGAGUGAGUGCACAGCAAAGUAAAUCAAUGUUUUUUUUACAAACACGUGCGUACUAAUGCAUGCAUGGUGUUUAGAAUGAUGGUUUUUGACGACAAGAUACAAACCUAGGGCAGCUGAGGUGGGUUGAGCAAGUCUAUGCCUAUACAGGGCCGUAGAUAGGGGGGGUUGCCCCCUUGGCAUUCUAAAUUUCAUUUCUAGAUAUAUGGCCUGGAAUAGGGGCUAGCAUUGUGCAAUAGCAAUUGACUGCUAGAGAGAUGUCGUUGCGUGGAAGGAACAUCGCGAGUGUGUACACGGCACAGAGAAGACUAUAGAUCUACAGUUUGGCUCUCUGAACAAAGAGACUUCAUUGAGUGAAUAUAAGUUUUGCUAGAGCUAGAAAACCUAUGACUCGUGUUGCUGUUUUCCUACUAUGCAGUGAAUCAAGUGCAUAUAAUCAUUAUACUUAAUACAUUUCCUCUUGUAACCAGAACAUUUUUUGGCACGUUCACGUGCGCCUUGUUAUUUUGCUACCCCCGUAAUCUAAGCUAUCCACGUCCCUGCUA
This is a messenger RNA of Halichondria panicea, 2454 nucleotides long. RefSeq lists its product as uncharacterized. Lineage: Eukaryota; Metazoa; Porifera; Demospongiae; Suberitida; Halichondriidae. The coding region runs from base 438 to 1139 and encodes 233 amino acids. The transcript has a single exon. The record is from RefSeq and is a predicted model, not a curated record.